UGACGUCAUAUGGAGGCGCCGGCGGCUCCGAAUGCGACGGAGACUACACGUGAGCCAUGGAUACACCGCUGAGGCGCAGCCGGCGGCUUGAAGGCUUAAAACCUCUGUCUGUAGAGCCCCUUCGUGACCCCGCAGUUUCCCGAGCGAGACGGGCCCUUGUGGAGUUCAAGUCGAACCCAGACGAAAGAAGCGAGCCCAAGUCUCCCCAACCUCGGCCGGAGACAAGUCCCGGAUCACCCUGUCUGAAAGAGGAUGCAGUCUUUGGGCUCCUCCAAAGGCAGCCAGAGCCUGGACCCGGGUCCCUCCAACCACAGCAAGAUCUGGGCCUGGAGUCACCCGCAGGACAGACAGAACCGAGUCCGGAAUGCCCCCAACGAGAGGAGUCAUCCAAAUCUUUUCCCACAAAAGGAGAACUGGACUCAGAGGUGGUGCACGCUAAGGAGUUGAUCCCAGGAUCCCCAGAGCCUUGCCCGGGCCAGCAAGCACCGGGUCCCGAGCCCUCUCAGCCAGUACAGGAGCUGACAUCCCAGACAUCCAGCUUCCCAGAGCGCCAGCAGGAACCAAACAGGCCACCUCCGGCUGGCAAGACGGUGACAGGAGGCCUCGACGUAAAGAAGCGAGUUAUACCUUCUCCCCAGGCCCCGGCGCCCAAGAAAUUGAAGGAGAAGGAGGAGCUUCCUGUAAUCCCGAAGGGGAAGCCCAAAUCCGGGCGCGUGUGGAAAGACCGCUCCAAGAAGAGGUUCUCCCAGAUGGUUCAGGACAAGCCCCUGCGUACCUCCUGGCAACAGAAAAUGAAAGAGCGACAGGAGAGGAAGCUGGCCAAGGACUUCGCCCGGCACCUAGAGGAGGAGAAACAGCGGCGCCGGCAGGAGAAGAAAGAGCGCCGAGCUGAGAACCUGAAGCGCCGCCUAGAGAAUGAACGAAAGGCUGAGAUCGUGCAAGUGAUCCGAAACCCCGCCAAGCUCAAGAAGGCGAAGAAGAAGCAGCUGCGCUCCAUUGAGAAGAGAGACGCCCUGGCUUUGCUCCAGAAGCAGCCGCCCCAGAGGCCUGCAGCCAAGGUCUGAGCUCACAACAGCCCGGAGCCUCCACAAGCCACCUCUCAGCUCACUGUCAGACAUCUCUCCUGGGGCCAGCACACCAUCUCUGUAGCUUUAAGACAGGACCAGCAUCCCAGAGGGCAGGGGAGAUUUAGCUGUCUCCAUCUCUUUUCAGGUCUUUGCCAAAGUGCCUUAGGGCAGUGGUGGUGCACACCUUUAAUCCUAGCACCGGGGAGGGGGUGUGCAGGGACAGGCAGACCUCUGAGUUUGAAGCCAACCUGGUCUACAGAGAGAGUUCCAGAACAACUAGGGCUACACAGAAGCCCUGUCUCCAACAAUAACAACAACAAAAAGGUCUUGAACUGUGAAUCCUGUUCCUCAGUGAGCUGGUGGCUAACCCCGUCUCAGGUCCUGGGUCUAGCCCACACCUGGAGGCCAGAUGUCAGAAGUCUGCUCCUCCAUUUUCCCAAAGGCCAGCCACCUGGCCACUAGAAUUCUUCACACUCUGUCCACUCGGCUGACUGAAACCAGCCCCUUCCUGUAAAGUGGGGAGGUUGCAGAACUGGGGUCCCCUCUAACAUCCCUUUCCCACACUGGACUGUAGAAGCCUUAGGACUCGAGCUGGGCUCACCUGGUCUUCCAUAGAAAUGUUUAUUGAUGUCUGCACAAGUACAGUCUGGGCUUUCAAAAAGACACAAGUCCCUGCCCCAUUGGGCUUCCAUUCUUACAAUAAACAACUGAAACGCA
Mesocricetus auratus (golden hamster) is the source of this 1784-nucleotide messenger RNA. RefSeq names its product coiled-coil domain containing 86 (gene Ccdc86). The transcript has 4 exons. NCBI's taxonomy places the organism in Eukaryota, Metazoa, Chordata, Mammalia, Rodentia, Cricetidae. The record is from RefSeq and is a predicted model, not a curated record. Gene Ontology annotation, cellular component: nucleolus. Bases 57 to 1064 code for a protein of 335 amino acids.